ACAUUAAUAAGAUCUAAAUCCAUUCUAUAAAAUGUUUCUAAACACACUGAAAUACAAACCGAUGCAUAAACUUAAAAAACAGCAAGUUUUUUUCGGGUUGAGAUCACUCCACGGCAGCUUAGGACUAUGGCCACAAGAUUUAAACUCUGAAAUCAAAUUGAAAAUUGAAAGACACUGGUCUGAAGAAGUUCAAAAAGAGCAGUCUUUAAGCAGCGGAAAGUUACAUUAUGUGUUGGCUCAAUUCCCAUACCCAUCAGGCAAUUUACACAUGGGCCAUGUUCGUGUUUACUCCAUCUCUGACACUAUUGCAAGAUAUCACAAACUUAAUGGAGAUAAAGUCAUACAUCCUAUUGGUUGGGACGCCUUUGGACUACCUGCAGAAAAUGCUGCCAUUGAAAGAAAUGUUCAACCUCAGCAUUGGACUGCCUCGAAUAUUGAGUCUAUGAAAAAACAGCUCCUUGAUUUAGGAUUUAAUUUUGACUGGGACAGAGAAUUGUCUACAUGUGAUCCAGAAUAUUACAAAUGGACACAGUAUAUAUUUUUGAAAUUAUUUGAAAAUGGUUUAGCAUACCAAAGCAAGGCCAGUGUCAACUGGGAUCCUGUGGAUCAAACAGUUUUAGCCGAUGAGCAGGUGGAUGAGCUAGGCUGCUCUUGGCGUUCCGGAGCCAACGUGGAAAAGAAGAUUCUCACACAGUGGUUUAUCAAAACCACCAAAUUUGCUCAGAAGCUUUAUGAUGGGCUUAGUAGUGAGCAGCUAGAAAAUUGGAAAGAUAUAAUCAAUUUACAGAAACAUUGGAUUGGUGAAUGCAAUGGCACAGUGGUAACAUUUAGUAUGUUGGUAAAUGAUAAGUUAAAGUCAUUUGAUGUUUGGACAUCUGAUCCUUACAAAUUAAUUCAUGGAGAAUUUUUAGUAAUAAGUAGGGAUAAUCUUAUAGCCCAAGAAUUAAGUAACAAUGAUAGUCUUUUGAAAGCUAUAAAUCCAAUCACAGGAGCUGAAAUACCAGUUUAUAUAAGUGAAGUUGCUAACUAUGCUGAAGGAAGGGAUGUCUACUUAGCCUGCCCUUCAGUAGAUGAAAGUGACAAAGUUCUAGCAGACAAGAUAAGUUUUUGUGUAAAAUCCACCUAUCCGACAAUAAAUAUUGCAAGUGAGAACCAAAGAGCAAUUGACUUGGCUAAAUCUAAAAAUGUAGGAGGUCAUUUAGUGAGUUCAAAACUUAAAGACUGGCUCAUAUCCAGGCAAAGAUACUGGGGAACUCCAAUACCCAUCGUACACUGCCCUACUUGUGGCCCAGUCCCUGUGCCAUAUGAUCAGCUCCCAUUGAAACUACCAACACUUAAUUAUGCAGACACUAGCAACAAAUCAUUGGCAGAUCUACAUGACUGGGUCAACUGUAAAUGCCCACAAUGUAGUGCAAGCAGUAAGCGCGAAACUGAUACUAUGGACACAUUUGUUGACUCUUCAUGGUAUUAUUAUCGAUUCCUGGAUUCUAAAAAUACCAAAGAACCAUUCAUAAAAGAAAACCUUCAAGGGUGUACACCUGUUCACAUUUAUAUUGGUGGGAAAGAGCAUGCAGUGCUGCAUUUAUAUUAUGCUCGCUUCAUGAGCUACUUUUUGCAUUCUCUAGGCUGGACUGUAUAUGAGGAACCAUUCAAAAAACUAUUAGUUCAGGGUAUGGUAAUGGGACAAUCUUAUAAACUAAAAUCAUCGGGAAAAUAUAUACCUGCAGAAAAUGUAGAAAAGAUAAAAAAUAAAUAUGUAGAAAAACAUACACUACAUCCUGUAGUUAUGCAGUGGGAAAAGAUGAGCAAAUCUAAAUACAACGGGGAGAAUCCUGAGAGAUUGUUGAGUACAUACGGCUGUGAUACAACGCGCCUACUAAUACUAGCAGAUGUCCCUCCAGCAACUAGCAGGCACUGGUCUGAAGCUACCUUUCCUGGUGUUCUUAAUUGGCAGCAUAGAUUAUGGAUAACAGUUCGAGAUUUUAUCAAACAUAGGAAUGAUGCUACAUUAUAUGAGCAGGAGAAGAUUACUAGUGAAGAGUUUGAGAAAAUUGACUUUAAAUUAUGGGAUUCUAGAAAUUAUUUUACAGCUAACACUUCAUACCAUUUCAAGUACACUCACAUGCUUAGUGUUGGCAUAUCGAGGCUGCAAGCCUUAACUAACGCUUUAAGGAACAAUGUUCCUCCAGAAGUCAUUGCAAAAAGUAAAGAAUAUGAAUUAGCAUUGGCAACUCUAAUAAUAAUGCUGUCACCAGUGGCUCCACAUUUCUGCUCUGAACUGUGGGCAGGAUUUCUUUCAGCACCAAAAAGGAUAUCUCAAUCCACCCCUUUGAUUAACUGGCAGGAGAAUGUAUUGGGACAAACAUGGCCUAAGGUUGACAACCACUAUAAGCUGUCGCUUUUAUGCAAGGUUGAUGGUGUUGAUAGGUGCGAGUUAAAAAUAGCAGCACCAGUACUUGAUCGCCUUGGCCAAGAAGAAGCUGUGCAAAUGAUGCUUGAUCAAGCUGACGUUGCCUUUCGCGUCCAAAGAGGAAUUAUCAAAACUAAAUACGAAUUGUUCCCCGGAAGUCGUGCUUUUUUGAAUCUAUUCACAAAUCGGAGUGCAAAGAAAAAAGAAAAUGAUACAGAAAAUAAAAUUGCUGCAGGCUGAAGUAAAAUAUACCUAUCGUAGUUUA
Molecule: messenger RNA, 2675 nt
Organism: Cydia amplana
Lineage: Eukaryota; Metazoa; Arthropoda; Insecta; Lepidoptera; Tortricidae
Gene: LeuRS-m
Product: leucine--tRNA ligase, mitochondrial
Exons: 6
Coding region: 32-2650 (872 amino acids)
Biological process (GO): leucyl-tRNA aminoacylation; mitochondrial translation
Cellular component (GO): mitochondrion
Molecular function (GO): ATP binding; aminoacyl-tRNA deacylase activity; leucine-tRNA ligase activity
Source: RefSeq, a predicted model, not a curated record